Cannabis sativa is the source of this 2041-nucleotide messenger RNA. RefSeq lists its product as uncharacterized. Lineage: Eukaryota; Viridiplantae; Streptophyta; Magnoliopsida; Rosales; Cannabaceae. The coding region runs from base 128 to 1381 and encodes 417 amino acids. The record is from RefSeq and is a predicted model, not a curated record. Gene Ontology annotation, molecular function: guanyl-nucleotide exchange factor activity; translation initiation factor activity. Gene Ontology annotation, biological process: translational initiation. Gene Ontology annotation, cellular component: eukaryotic translation initiation factor 2B complex. The transcript is spliced from 10 exons.
CGAAUAAAAUUUUGCUGAUGUAAUUUGCUUCGGUUCUUGUAAUUGAAAAUUAAAUUCUUCAAUCCAGUUUGGGGAGUAUUCUUUAUAGCUCUGCUCCUGUUUUUCAAGUGGAAACUUUAGUGAAAAGAUGCCAGACAUGCAAGCCCAUGUUAAUGAAUUUCUUGUAAAGCUUAGAAAGCGUAAAAUUGAGGGUUCACAGGCCACCGCAAAAUUGACAGCUGAGCUUCUCCGGUCGGUGAUUUCGCAGCAAAGAGUGCCUUACUCUAAUCAAGCUGGAGCUUUGGUUGAUGCAAUUAAGGCUGUUGGAGAGCAACUCAUUGCUGCAAACCCUAUUGAGCUUGCUGUGGGUAAUAUUGUGAGGCGUGUUUUGCACAUUAUUAGGGAAGAGGAUCUUUCUCUUACAACAGCAGCCAUGGCUGGAUUGAAUUUAUCAUCUGUAAGUGACGAUGACGAUGAUGCUGAAUAUGAAGAGAAUCCAGUCCUAUCAGCUGCUGCUGUUGCUGCUGCUUCAAGAAGUACACUGCGCCCUCCUUCCUUGCAAACCCUUCUUGAGGAUUUACCUGAUGCUGCGGCUAUUCAUCGCACUUCGUCAUCUGGAGGUGAUUCUGAAGGGAAAAGCAAAUCUGCUGACAAGAGCUCAAGAAGCCGGAGGCUAAAGCACGAUGUCAUUGAAGCAGUUAAUGAGCUUAUACAAGAUAUCAACACUUGUCAUGAGCUGAUUGCAGAGCAAGCAGUAGAGCACAUUCACCAGAAUGAGGUAAUAUUAACUUUAGGCAGUUCAAGAACAGUACUGGAAUUUCUUUGCGCUGCGAAGGAGAAGAAGAGAUCUUUUCGGGUAUAUGUUGCAGAAGGAGCUCCAAGAUAUCAGGGGCAUCUUCUGGCAAAAGAUUUGGUCUCUAGAGGUUUGCAAACCACACUAAUAACUGAUUCAGCUGUUUUCGCCAUGAUAUCCCGUGUGAACAUGGUCAUAGUUGGUGCUCAUGCUGUCAUGGCCAAUGGUGGGGUAAUAGCACCUGUUGGAUUGAAUAUGGUUGCCCUUGCAGCUCAAAGGCAUGCUGUUCCUUUUGUGGUGCUUGCUGGUAGUCACAAGUUGUGCCCUCUCUAUCCACACAAUCCUGAGGUGUUGCUAAAUGAGUUGAGAUCCCCUUCUGAACUGCUUGAUUUUGGAGAAUUCUCAGAUUGCAUGGACUUUGGAAAUGGGACUGGUUCCCCUCUUCUACAUGUUGUUAAUCCAACAUUUGAUUACGUACCACCAAAGCUUGUUAGUUUGUUUAUCACGGACACAGGAGGACAUAAUCCAUCAUACAUGUACCGGCUCAUAGCAGAUUAUUAUUCUGCUGAUGAUUUGGUAGUGCAACGAAGACCUGUUAUCGGUAGCUGAGUUUUUCUCCUAUUUUGUCUUAUACAAGUGAGAUGAAGAAGCAACUUCUGAUAAGGAACAGAUCGGAGAACAUCAAGGUACUUUCAUCCAUCUCAGUUUACAAUUGCCAAUGUUCUGGAACAUCUUGGAAAAAAUGGAGUUCGGGAGGUUAGAAUACAAGUCUGCAACUUCACCGCCACAAAGAAGACAGAACACUUUUGUGUUCGUGGCGAUUUAGGAAGCUUAGCUGUGUACUGAUAGAUAGAUAGAUAGGUUGAAGCGGAGUGGAAGAUACUUUGGCAAUUUGGAGAGUGUUUUUUUUUUUUUUUUUUUUUCAUUAUAAUUAUUAUUAUUUUUAAUAACAAGACAUACAUAUUUUGCAUAGAUAGAAAGUGGACAGGAAAAAAUUGUUACAUUGGUGGCUCAUCUUUUUUUUUUCCAUGCAGUGCUGUCGAAGGAUGGGUUGAAUAGAAUUCAGUAGUUUGAGUAACUGCCAUGAGGUUACUUGAAGUUUCAUCUGAAAAUUUUCUUGAACGAGUGAAUGAGUUUUUCUGGAACAAAAUGAAGCUCUUUUUUUUUUUUUUGUGUUCCAAAAUGCUCAGGACCAAUGUGAAUGUUUAUUUUUUGGUCUCCCAUCAUCGGGUUACAUGUGUUGGAAAUGAUAAAAUUAGCAUUAGUCAG